Dermochelys coriacea (leatherback sea turtle) is the source of this 7445-nucleotide messenger RNA. RefSeq names its product Rho GTPase activating protein 29 (gene ARHGAP29). Gene Ontology annotation, molecular function: GTPase activator activity. Gene Ontology annotation, biological process: activation of GTPase activity; signal transduction. The transcript is spliced from 24 exons. The coding region runs from base 223 to 4341 and encodes 1372 amino acids. The record is from RefSeq and is a predicted model, not a curated record. Lineage: Eukaryota; Metazoa; Chordata; Testudines; Dermochelyidae. Gene Ontology annotation, cellular component: cytoplasm.
GGCGGCUGCGGCGCUGGCCGGAGGGUGUGAGUUCAAUGGGCAGCGCGGAGGGAUGCGCAGGGGCCCGUCGCAGCCCGGCUGCUGCCUGCGCUCGGGGACUCGCUUCUGCUGCCAUCUCACGGCGUCCCCCUCAGCCCGGGCUUCGUCUUUGGCCUUUCAAAUGGACAUUAAGUGACAUUGAAUGUUAGCUGCAAGGAUUUUAUAAGUACUGCAUCAGCUGGGAUGUUGCGACAGAACGGUGGAAGUAACAAGCGUGGUUUGGGAUUAGCCCGACUGUCUACAUCCAAUUUCUUCACCAUCGCCAAUUCAGGAAACUGGGGAAUGGGGCGCAGUACCAAGAGCAACUCUCUGAGCAGUAUUAGCUCCAACUCUGAUUGCUACGACAGUCCUAUUGUGGAUCCAGAAUACAUCAUGCAGUUGGUGAAUGAUGUCAGAAAAUUUGCAGAUGUGCUACUCUAUUUGAAAGAAGCCAUUCUUUCAGAAGAAAAUGAAGAUUGUCUGCAUCAUGUUGUUCAUGAACGUUUAGGGGAGCUGCUGCGUGUCCUAAAGGCAGUGAUAAGUAAACAUCAGACUCUCAAUUCAGUUGACAUUCUUAGUGCUGCAGGAACAGUCAUUGCAAAGGUGAAAGCUGUGAACUUCAAAGAAGUGAAUGAAGAAAACAAGAGAGAACUCUUCAGUGAAAUAUUUUCAUCUAUUGACACAUUGGCGUUCACUUUUGGAAACGUUGUUUCAGACUUCCUUAUGGGAGAUGUAGACAAUGGUUCAUCAUUGGGACUUCCUGUAUCUCGUAGAAGUCGGUCUUUUGAAAACCUUUCUGUGGAGUCUGUGGGAUCACUACAUGAACGGGAAUAUGUUCAAGAUACAGGACAUCUUCGGGCUGAAGAGGUCGAUAGCAUGCUCCUAAGAAAUGACAGCGGAAUUGAAUCGGCCCUGUCUUAUGCUAAAGCUUGGUCAAAAUAUGCCAAGGAUGUAGUCGCAUGGAUUGAAAAAAAACUUAGCCUGGAAGUGGAAUGUGCUAAAAACUUAGCAAAAAUGGCUGAAACUGUUAAAGCUAUUGUUGGACCCCAGGAUUACAUGCCAUUCCAAUCCAUAUUCAUAAAUGCGUUUCAAAAUGAUAUUGAGAAUAGUCAGCUUUGGCAAAAAACAGCAGCUGCCCUCCAGACUAAUAAAUUUGUGCAGCCUCUGGUAGGAAGAAAAAAUGAGUUGGAUAAACAAAGGAAAGAUAUCAAGGAACUUUGGCAGCGAGAACAGAAGAAAAUGCAAGAACUAGAAGCUACGCUAAGAAAAGCAAAGCUACUGUACCUGCAGCGUCAAGAGGAGUAUGAGAAGGCAAAAUCCUCCACCAGUCGUGCUGAGGAAGAGCAUCUGAGUUCAAGCAACAGUCUUGUGAAAGAUGUCAGCAAACAGUUGGAGAAAAAGCGAAAGCUAGAAGAGGAGGCUCUUCAGAAAGCUGAAGAGGCCUGUGAACACUACAAAGCUAGCAUGGCAGAAGUUGAAGAAAAGCGAAAUGAUCUGGAAAGCUUCAAAAGUGAUGCCUUAACACAGCUUCGGGAACUUGUUUUUCAGUGUGAUCUUACCCUUAAAGCUGCAACAGUUAACCUGUUCCAAAUGCAGCAUGCACAGGUUGUAUCUCUUCCAGUUAACUGUCAGACCCUCUGUGAGAACGCCAAGCUCUAUGACCCAGGACAGCAGUACUCAGAGUUUGUGAAAAGCUUGCCGAAAGAAGACAUUCCCAUUGAAUCAGGUUCUUUUGAAAUUCAGAGUUCCCAGGUUGAUGGGGCUUUUAGUAAACAACCAACAUACAGUGCCCAUGCAUCACAUGGAAACUUAUCCCAGUGUUCAGGAGACUUUCCCACCCAGUCUUUAGAAGAUAUUGGAAGCCCAUCUUACUGUCAUUCCCAAAAAAUUGGGGAGAAGAGGUCUUCCAGCAGCACAGAUAUCCAAGCAGUGCGAGGACCCCCUCCAUUCAGAUCGUGGUCAGUUGGCAACCAAAGUGGAGGAAUGUGCAGUGACUCUGAAAGUGCAGGAGGAAGCAGUGAAUCACGAUCCAUGGAUUCUCCAUCUGCUAGUCCAGCGGAUUUUAAGAGAAGGCUUCCCCGAACACCAUCUACUGGCACUAUGUCAUCUGCAGAUGAUCUUGAUGAAAGGGAACCACCUUCUCCUUCAGACUGUGGUUUAAACGAUUUAACGUCUGAAAUUGCCAGUUCACCAAGACCUUUUAGAAACACUCUUCUGUCCAAGGCAGCUCUAACGCACAAGCUGCGAAAGUUGAGGGCUCCAUCUAAAUGCAGAGAAUGUGACAGCCUAGUGGUUUUCCAUGGGGCAGAAUGUGAGGAGUGCUCACUCACUUGCCACAAGAAAUGUUUAGAGACUUUAGCUAUUCAGUGUGGGCACAAAAAACUGCAUGGAAGACUUCAUUUGUUUGGGGUGGAAUUUGCUCAAGCUGCUAAAAAUAUCCCUGAUGGCGUCCCUUUCAUCAUCAAAAAAUGUACCUCUGAAAUUGAAAGCAGAGCCCUGAAUGUAAAGGGUAUCUAUCGUGUGAAUGGAGCCAAAUCAAGAGUUGAAAAGCUUUGUCAAGCUUUUGAAAAUGGAAAGGACUUGGUGGAACUGUCAGAGCUCUAUGCACAUGACAUCAGUAACGUCCUUAAAUUAUACCUUCGCCAACUCCCAGAACCUUUGAUUUUGUUUCGGCUUUACAACGAAUUCAUUGGACUUGCGAAAGAGAGUCAGAAUGUUAAUGAGGAAUUGGUCAUGAAACAGACUAGCCCCAGAUCAAAGAAAAGACAGUCUGUUUGUAUUGAACUGAACAGAAUAAUCAUUAAAAUGAAAGAUCUCCUCAAACAGCUGCCUAUACCAAACUAUAACACUCUUCAAUACCUUGUAGGACAUCUUCAUAGAGUGACUGAACAAUCUGAUGAAAAUAAAAUGUCAGCUAGCAAUCUUGGCAUAAUAUUUGGGCCAACUCUAAUCAGACCACGUCAGACAGACGCCGCAGUUUCUCUCUCUUCGCUUGUGGACUAUCCAUAUCAAGCUCGGGUGGUAGAGCUGCUCAUAACUUACUAUGAAAAGAUCUUCGAUGUUUCACUGCAGCCACUCUCAACUGCAGUUCAGUCUGAAGAAAAUGCUGCUCCAUUUAAAACUGCUUCAUCAACAGAAGAGAGAGAGCCACAGCAGCAAAGAAAGUCAUUUAUUGCUGUAAAGGAAGGCAUCCUGCUAAUUCCAAGUGAGAGUAAAGCUUCAGAAAUGGCUUCAUCAUUUGAGCAACUAGAUGACAGCAAGAACAAAAGAGAGAGAUCAGAUGCAUCUGUGACUGAACGUAUCUCACUGCCACUCACUGGAACUAAACAGGAUGACUUUGGCCAGAGGAAUUCUCCAUCAGAACUCCCAGCUACCACAGUUCUGGAUAUUAAUAUUCCUACUCCAAAAGAGCCAGGCAAUACUGUGAUGCCAGUUUCAGACAAAGACAAUGAACUGUCUCUCUCUAUAGCUGAAGAUGGCUGUAAAGUCAAUAAUUUGCUACCUAUAAAACCUAGUCGCCAAAUAACCAAAGUUCAGUUACGGUCUCCAAGGACAAAGCCAGUUAUUCGUCCUGUGAGUUUACCUAUAGAUCGAAUGCUUCCUCCGUGUGUUUUGAAUGAGAGAAACUCAGGAAAUGUAGGAGUUUUAAGUCCAGAAAAGCUUGGCAGGAGUCCUACCAUUGAAGAGGUUUCAGAGACUAAGGCACUUCCUUCUGUUAAUGCCUGUUGCAGACUUUCUUGUUACGACACACAGACUCUGAGGAAAACUUGGGACAAGCAGUAUAAACAAUAUGAUAUAACUCCAAGGACAGCAAUGAUUAUGACCAAUAUACCCCAGGAGAACCGAGCUCAUGAGAGUGGGAGUGCAUGUGCCUUAUCUUCAUCCUACAUUGUUGGUAACAAUUCAGUGAAUGCCAUACUUCCCAAUAAGCCAUACACUGUACCUGUCAGAUCUGUGAGGAUGACAACAGAAGGGAAUGGUCCAGAUUCUAAUCCUCUUAGUGCUUUCAGACCACCAAGAACUUUGCAGCCACCACCAGGAACUUUUUAUAAACCUCCUUCUAAUAACAAAGCUAAGCAAAACGAGGAGGGUUCUGUUCCUAAUGCUUGUGCAGCAGCCAGUGCUAGCUCUGUUCUUGCCCAGGAUAACACUGUGAAACUGAUAAGGAACUCUGCACUUGUAUCAGGUGCUCCUGGACAGCAUGAAAAUCAACAAAAAAUAAGCUCCGAGGACCUUCAUCCCGUAGACCUGAAGCCCACCUAUAAGAGACUAAGACCAAAACGUAUGCAAGAAUUAGAACACAGGGAAGCUCAUUUUGUAUAGGGCAGCAAAUAUUUCUUGAGGAUCCCACUUUUGUGCCAUAUUAGAAAUAUAUAUAUACACACAACACAGCAUUUUAAAAGUGGGGGAGGAAACUGUGAAAGAAAAAUGAAGUUGAAUUUUUUUAAUUCAGUAAAUUUUCAUAAAGGUCUAUUUAAAUGUAUUCCCAAUGUAGAUGGAGCUAAUAGAAGGUGCACUUGGUAAGACACUGAGUUUCAAUUCCCUGAGUGAAAUGAAUUAUUUAUAGCAUAAACCAAAGCUUGUGCUUUGCUCUGUAAAAGCUUCUGUUCAGUUUUCCAGUCUUUGCAAUUAAAGCUUUUCUCCUGAAUAGAUUACAUACUGGCCAACAUGGCCUAUAAUUGUGUAUUAUAUAUGUAUAUUAUAUGCCAAUAUGUUCAUCUGUUGCCAGUUUUCAGUGUUGUCAUGUUAAUGUUAUUUGUACAGAAAGAUGCACUUACUGAGCUGUAGUAGUGAAAACCAGAAAUGACGUCAUAUCUAGUUACGGGUAGUAUAACUUAGUGAGUGGAUCAAAAAUACACACCACUUAGCUAGUUCAGAUGACGUUCAGGUGACUACCUGUUGCCGUGGUGCUGUCGUUCCCAGUUACAAAAUAGCCAGUGCUUUCCCUUGCUGUAGAUCAAUUUCACUUCUUGCCUAAUGUAUCUGAAAUGAAGAGUAUAUUUUUGAGAUAUGGUGAAAUAGGUGAAAAUAACCAAAAAAAAAAAAUUAUAACUCAACAUUAGUAGGUGCAUCUAAUGGUUUUUCACUUUGUAUUAAAUGUUUUAUAUGUACACUGCUAUAUUUGCUUUAAAAUAUAUUUACUUGUUAACAUUUUGCUGACUCCAUGGCUUCUGUAAUAUCUUGCUUCUAAAUUAUUAAAAUACAGACUCUUGGUCUUUGCUAGGGUUUAGUAUUAAUACAUGUGUACUGAAAUAUUUUCAUGUUUCAGUUUGAAAAAGUGGGUCAUUUUUGUUCCUGCUUUAAGAAACUAAAGGUCUCAUCAAACUUCCCUUCCUGAAAACAAAACAAACAUAAACCCUGACACUGCAGUCAGUGGCUAUACUCUGAACUUAGUUUAUGGAACAGAAAUGUUAGAUUCACAAAGCUGAACUUCCAGUUUCCCAUGGAAGUAUGACUUGUGCAUUUGCAAAACAGUUCUGCCUCUGGGCAGUUCUGAGAUGUCCAGAAUUAUUUCUUUCAUUUGAGCACGUGGCUUAAAAGGCAGUAGAGCAAUUUGUGGGGAACCCGUCUGGCAGCAGUAGUCAGGUCAAAAAUGGCAAGUUAGGACAGGUUGAAGAUUUCUUCUUGAGAUGUGAGAACAGGUUCCACUUGAAGAGAAGAAGAAAUAAGGUUGAUCAAUGGGCAAAAAUAGUAGGUAUUCUUGAAAAGACUAAGGGAAAAGUGGUGGACAUGGCAUAGAGCUAAUGAGAGGAUAGUGCUGAUAAAACACUGGACAGGAGGGCUGGAAGGAAUAAGCAGCUGACAUUCAUUUCUGCAGCAGGAAGCUUGGUGGGGGUCCUAAAUAUCCACACCCACAUUUCACAUAAAAUGAGUCAUGACUUUGGGGCGGAGUGGUGUUCCAAAAAAUCAUCUCUCCCUGACAAACCCUCAGGCCAGCUCUAUACAAUAUGCUGUUAGAGUGGUGGUUAGGAGUCUGUGUGGGGGGACAGCAUGGCUUAAAAAUUAAUGCCCGCUCUCCUUGUCUAAAAUGACUUCAGCCUCUCUCUGAGACUAGCCUGGCUGCUGCUCACUCAGGCAGUUGCUAUACAAUGAGGGAGCCCACUAUACUGCACAGUAGCUUCUGAGAACUCCCCAAUCAACCCGUUAGGAAUUCAUGGGUGUGAGGAAAACACCAUUUCCUCCCCCCAUUCCCCCAGCCUCAAAAACCUAAGACGACGUAUUUUCUAACUAAUCAAUCAGCCCACCACCAUUGUAGAUUCACGCUGUCAGCCAUGCAAAAGGGCCCUGUGCUUGCUAGGCCCAUUGCUGCUAUUAGGAAAAGUUGACUAAUGGGGAAGCAACUCAGAGGAACUUCCAUGAGGUGUGAAAAAGGGAGUCCUAGAGAGGAGGAGAGAUUGGAACAGGGCCUGGGGACAGAUAGAUUUUGGAGUAGGGGAGAGUAUAGAACUGAUGGUGCAGGAAACGAGUACAAUUUCACUGAUAGAUGCACAGCAGAAAGCUGAAAAUGGUGAACCUCUUAGAUUUAUUGAAAAACUGACUGGGCGAGGCCAGUCUCCUCCUGAAAGAGUGAUCCCUUGAUCUGUAUUCCACUUACUGUAUUGGCCAAGCUGCUUCAGAUGGUGUUUCAAAUGGGGAGAGAUUAGGGUCUUUCGGUAUGUGAGGAUGUGGUUGACUCUGUACAAGAGAACAGAUGCAUGUAAGUUGUGUGUGCUCACUAAUGUACUAAAUCCUGAACUGUAACCAUGUCCAACGAUAAACAAGGGAAAGCCAUUCCUGUUCCCCCCUCUAGUUAGCUAGCCACAAUACAGGGCUGUCUAAUUUCCAAAAAAAAAAAAAAAAGUGCAUGGUGUUUAAGGAAUGUAUUGGGCUCCCACAGCAUAACUGAUGAAUGCUAGGUACAGUUUCCACUCCAAGUGCGUUAGUUCUGUUUCUUCUUGACAAAAUAUGGAGAACUAUUUCUCUAUAUCCUCUAUAUUGCCAGAAAGUGAAGAGUCCACCCAAAUUCUGUGGUGACUCAUGCUCCUGGUAACCCUGCAACACAUAUCCAUUGGGAGUAAGUUAUACACUUUAGAAGCUACUACAACAAAGGUUCAAUCACCUGCUAACCCCCAUGCGAUGGUAGAUCUUCCCAAAAGGAGGUCAAUGCCAGAGUCCAGCUAAUCAACAGCAGGAGACUUAUGAAGAUCUUAACUCAGGUACAUUCUUGCCAAGAAAUGGCUUUUUAAUGAAAUCUGCCACUUUCUAGGCAGCCAGUGUAAGGAAUGCAGGGUGAGUUUGUUGGUAUGACUGCUCAAUCUUGUGGGAAAGAUUUUUGUGACCAUUUUGCAAGACUAUGCUAGCACAAAGCUGUAAUAUAAAACUGCAUUAUUUACAGUUAUUGGUGUAAAUUCAUUGCUUUUUAAAAAUAAAAUUGUCAUUUACAUUUG